Physella acuta is the source of this 2336-nucleotide messenger RNA. RefSeq lists its product as uncharacterized. Gene Ontology annotation, biological process: ceramide metabolic process; phosphorylation. The record is from RefSeq and is a predicted model, not a curated record. Gene Ontology annotation, molecular function: ceramide kinase activity. Lineage: Eukaryota; Metazoa; Mollusca; Gastropoda; Physidae.
AUGGCUGCAAUCAAUAAUGAAACUGCAAAUACAAGUGGAGCAGAAAAUGACAUUAAAAAUUCUUCAGUGUCUGAUUUCCUUUUUGUCCCAUGGCGUGAUAUCAUCUCAGCAGUGAAAGAUACUAAACCUUCUGGUCAACAAAAUUCUUCAGUUAUACUUCAUUAUACACAAAACAGAGCCAAUGGCACUUUGAGGCAAACAUCAUUAAGGAUUGAAGAGCUUGGUGAACAGGAUGAAAAAUGGAUAGAUCUACCAACAAAAUGGGCACCUGUUUUUGAAUUAGCUCAAAUAUCUACAACAGUAAUAGAAACAGAAAGACCCAAGCAUGCUUCAGAAAUUGGAGAGACUCAAGAUUUUUCCUUAUAUGAUGGAGUUGUAUUAGUUGGUGGUGAUGGGCUGUAUCAAGAGUUUCUACAAGGGCUCACAAUACAAACACAGAAAAAAGCUGGUGUCAACUACCCCAGUCCAGACACCAAGUUUGUUCCAACUCCAAUCCCCAUUGGGAUUAUUGCUGCAGGUUCAGGGAAUGGUAUUAGCCAUUGGAUUAAUGGUACCACUGAUUUUGAAACAUCCGCCUUAAACAUAGUUAGAGGUGAACAGCACAGAGGCCAGAUGUUUACAGUACACAGUGGUGAUAAAUUUGUUUGUGUCAGUGCCAUGAUGUUGGGCUAUGGGGUGUGGUCUGACCUGAUUGUAAGAGCUGAGGAGCUGAGGUGGAUGAAAAGGGCCAGAUAUGCUUAUGUCAUAAUUGCCUCAUUCUUCAAGAAGAAAAGGGUGUUCAAGUGUGAACUCACAUACUGUGUGUCAAAAGAUAAGAAAAACUGUGUUGAAACUGAUGGAGAUACAGCACGUGAACCAGAUGAAGAAUGGGUGACAAACACAAAAAGCAACAACUUUUGUGGUGUGUUCUGUGCAACACUUACUACAGUACCAGAUGGAGACAAAAGAGUUCUCAGUCCUUUUGGUACACAUAUCCAACUUGGCAUAGACACAGGAUAUGGCCAGCUUGCGAUGUUAAAGAACUUGUUUUAUGUUCCUCCAGAUGAAACAACUUCAUCAACCCCUGCGGCUAAUCUAGAAUUCAUACCUCAUGUGACUGCGUUUAAAAUCAAAUUGUUGAGAGACGAGUCUGAAGAAAACUUGACGCAAGCACAAGCUCAAACAAGAGAGAUGGAGAAAGUUUUGAACAUAGAUGGGGAAAUUGUUUAUGUGGACAACUCAGAGAUCAAUGUCAGACUUCAUUCAUCAUAUGCUGCCCUUUACGGACGUGAUAAAGUAAAUAUUUCAUUUUGGAGUUAGAGUUGGCUGGGGAGAAUUUAAUUAUUUCUUCUUAGUUUUGGAUUUAUUAUACACUUAUUUGUAACCCAUUUUUUUUAAAAUUGUAUCAUAGAGAUGCUGGAUAAGAUACAAAAUAGUCUAACUUAAAAAUCUGCAUUUACCGAGCAUAUUACUUGUGAUACGAUAGCAACAAAAAUGUUCAUAGAUUUUUAUAUUUUUUCUGAACCUGCCUUCCUUAUUGCACUUGACUUGGCUUUGUGCUGGUCACAGAGCCCAAUUUUUAUAACCUUGUAAACUCUACACCACAAAAAUAAAUUACCAAUUUGUUUUUAAAAAUAUAUAUAUUUACAGCAUGGUACAACUAGCAUGAAGCAGAUAACUUCUUUAAUUAAAAGCUAUAUUUUAAAUAGAUUUAUUUAUUCCAUUGACAAGAAAAUACUUGUACCUUGCUCAUUUAAGAUGAACAUUUGAGUUUUGUCUGUGUGUUGUAUAAUUAAUCAUUUCUGUAUAAUCAAUCAUUUUACAGUUUGUAUUAUGGAUCAAUAAGUGGCAUAUUUCCUUUGAUUAUUUGUUAACUUUCAAUACAAUACAGUGCAAUACAAUAUAUACAAUAUAUCCUAUCAAUUUUGGGCACAGUGUUGUUUUAUUUGUUGUUAGAAAGGUUUGUACUAUAAAUCUCCAAUAUUCCAUUCACUUGUCUUAAUGUAGAUGUUUUGAUCAAUUUUUUAACACCCUCAAUAUAUGUAUCAACUGCAUCAGUGUAAACAAAUUGUUUUUAAUGUGCUUAUUAACUAUUUUAUAAGUGUCCUUAAUUUUGUAUGAUAAUUUACAUCAUACUUUACACUUUUUCUGAUAUUUUUUAUUAAGUAUAUUUAUACAAGAUAUAUCAUAAUGUGUCAAUGAUGUUGAGAAUACCAUCUGAGUUGUUUUUUCCUGACAUUGUACUGCAAAUUAAAUAUUUAAAUUUUUUUUUAAAUUUUGUGCUGGUUCACAUUAAACUUGUAAUAGAUCUUAAGUAGAUUAUAUUUAAUGCUGCACAUAUUUACUUAUAUAUCUCU